AUGUCGAUGCCAAUUACCGACAAUGAAUUAUCAGAAAUUUUGGUGAUGGAAAUUCUUUUGAGGCUUCCUGUUAAAUCCCUGAUGAGAUUCAAGUGCGUUUGCAAAUCUUGGUACUCUUCUUUUCAAACCUCUUAUUUUAUCACCAACCAUAGAAACAACCUCAAUCUCUUCUUCAAGGGUUUUGACAAGGUCCCUUACUUGUCUCUGCUUUCAACUGAAACGGAAAUUAAGAAACAUGAUGAACAAGACGUCAGGUUUAAUCUAAAAGUCAAAGAGAAAAUCCAUAUGCCUGUUUCUAUCUGUAAUAGUUGGCGACUCACAGUGUCUGGUCCAUGUAAUGGCUUGCUUUGUUUGCAUGAUGGUUAUACAAUUACCCUUUGGAAUCCUUCCACAAGAGAAGUUAAGCUUCUUCCUGAAUCCCCUACUCCUUCCACUGAUUACACUUAUUUUUUUUGCAUUGGGUUCGGGUUUGAUCGCAAGUUUGAUGAUUACAAGAUUUUAGUGAAGGUUAUUCAUUGUGUUUGGUCGAAAUCUACAUCUCAGAUUUAUUUAUACAGCCUAAAUACAAAUUCCUGGAGAGAACUUCCUCAUCCCAACGUCUUUAUUGAUCCUUUCUUGUUUAACACUUACAUAAACGGCAUUUAUUAUUGGAAAGUGACUAGUGAUGACGAUAGUUAUUUGAUCCUUUCUUUCGACAUGGCUGAAGAAGUUUUCUCGACAUUACCCUUGUUGAAUUUUGGUAUGUCUAAUGCUAGGUGUUUGUGGUGUAUUGCUCCCUUUAAUGAAGCUCUUGCUACAAUUGUUCAUCCAACGGAAGGCAUGGAAAAAUGCUAUGACAUAUGGGUCUUGAAUGGAUAUUCAUGGACUAAACAACUUACAAUUGGUCCUAUUCUUGGAGUCGAGAGGCCGUUGGCAUUAUGGAAGAAUGGAGAAUUGUUUUUGCUAAGUGAAAACAAUACAUUAGUCAUGUUUGAUCCCUGUACUGGAGAGCUUCACGAUUUUGGAAUCCACAUGUCUAAGUACACAAUGCGGCUAGUCGUUUAUGCUGAAAGCAUUAUUCCAAUCAAGGGAAUUUCAGAGUAUGAUGCAAAACUAACUCGUCAAGUGCUGCUGUAA
Messenger RNA from Theobroma cacao (cacao), 1116 nucleotides. Its product is annotated as F-box/kelch-repeat protein At3g23880-like. Gene Ontology annotation, molecular function: protein binding. NCBI's taxonomy places the organism in Eukaryota, Viridiplantae, Streptophyta, Magnoliopsida, Malvales, Malvaceae. The record is from RefSeq and is a predicted model, not a curated record.